This is a messenger RNA of Mucor mucedo, 963 nucleotides long. RefSeq lists its product as uncharacterized. The record is from RefSeq and is a predicted model, not a curated record. The transcript has 3 exons. Lineage: Eukaryota; Fungi; Mucoromycota; Mucoromycetes; Mucorales; Mucoraceae. The annotation marks the transcript as partial.
GAAGUAGUUGUUCACUUUUUCGCUUUUUCGAGAUCUACAAAAUGGCGAACAGUGUUUUUUUAUGAGGAUGGACAAGACAAUCUUUACAAUGAACAGGGUGAAAAAGUUUAUGAUCCAAUGGAGGGCAUCUUACCUCAAAUCUCAGACCCUAACAUUGUUCUUCAAACAAUAACAAGUCAACAGACGUAUUUAGCUCUCAAACCUGCAGAGAGAAUCUUUGAGGAGAAGGUUGCUAAACAGCCAAAAGUUGUAAAAUCGAAUUCGAAAGUGUACAAUGAUUAUAGCGAUAGAGAAAGAGAAAGGUUUAUAGACCGAAUGAUAGAAGUACCUGAGGAGCGAGGUAGUAUAACCAUGUUUGCAAGGGAGCUCGCCAUCGAUCCCCGUACUGCUGAAAGAUGGUGGAAAAGUUACAAUAAGACUGGAGAGGUGCCAUACAAAAAAUCGAAGAUUAACAGUGGCCCAAAAAUUUCUAUUACUGCCAAACAUGAAGAGUGUAUAGAACGUUUGAUUGAUCAAGAUCCUCAGCUCUUUGCUGAAGACAUCAUAGAAGACUUGGCUAAGCAGUUUGAGGGCUUUUCUAUUUCAAAAUCGCGACUUAAUCACUAUUUGAAGAAUGACAUGCAGAUCACUAUAAAAAAACCUACUUUUGAAGCUGAAAUAAGGAAUUCCGUAAACAACUUGAAUACAAGAUUCGAGUGGUUUAUGAAAUGGAAAGACACAAGCCUUGAUUAUACAAAGAAUUGUGUGUUCAUUGAUGAGGCUGGGUUUAAUAUCAUUUUGAAAAAGCCAUCACCCAAAUUCGAAACAGAAGCUGGAAAUAAAAAGAAAAGAAAGGUCAACAAUGGUAAAAAAAGAGCUGCAGCUGAGAUCAAUAGUGAGGAACCGAUUGUAGAUAUUGCUGACAUUACUAAGCCAGCAUCAAAAGGGAAGUUACAUCGUUAUGGACAAUGCUUCAAUCCAUAA